This is a messenger RNA of Yarrowia lipolytica CLIB122, 1005 nucleotides long. RefSeq lists its product as uncharacterized. Lineage: Eukaryota; Fungi; Ascomycota; Dipodascomycetes; Dipodascales. The record is from RefSeq and is a predicted model, not a curated record. Gene Ontology annotation, molecular function: ubiquitin-protein transferase activity. Gene Ontology annotation, biological process: protein autoubiquitination.
AUGUCCGACAACUUAAACGUGACAGCGUUGAGUAGGGCCUAUACUCAAACACAAUGUGUGUCUCUGCUAUCGCAAGUCGCCGAUUCAGUCACAUGUAUCGUGUGCCAGGAACUCAUGUGUCUGCCGUGUGUGCUGGAGUGUGGGCACUCUUACUGCUAUGAUUGCAUCUCGACCUGGUUCACCAAGGUCAACACCUGUCCUUCGUGUCGGAAGGAGUGUCACAAGAAGCCCCAUAUCUCACAUGCAGCGGCAGGUAUAUCCAAGGCCAUUAUUGCAGCUAUAAUCGAAACAGACCCCUCCAGGAAAGCAGAGUACGACGAACUCAUGCAAAGACAAACGGAAGAAUACAAGAGAGAUCUGUCGAUACACAACUCGAUGCUUCCAGGCCUCUUUUCAGAUAGCGAAGAUGGCAGCGACUUUCAAUUCGACGCCUCUCUGGCUUCAGCUCUGGAUAUUGAGACCCAUGAAGGCGGCUUUGAUUCAGAUGAGUUGUCAGAUUCAGGCUCAGAAAUGAUGUACGGAGUGCCUGGAAAUAUACACUGGCUCGAUAGACAGGGUCAGCGACAUUAUCUCGACUGGGGAACCACCAUCAACCACAUCAUCAUGCAGUCUUACUAUCGCCAUCGCGUGGAGGUUUCCAUCCGUGCGGUGAGUGACACUACAGAACACACAGAACAAUACCACGAUGCUCCAGAUUCGCACUAUGCACCAAGGACUCCUACCGAGGAGUUCCACGACGCACGUCCCUCUAGGCGACAUAUUCCUGAGCGUGUGAUGAUUGAGAGACCCCCGAGAAGAAACUCGCCUCCAAGUGAGCAUGUUCCUCCGGUAGAGACUCCAGAUAUCAGUCUGGGGGUAAGACAUGCGAUCAAGUGGAUCACGGUCGAGCCUACCAAACUAACCAUUGGGGUAGCCAACGGAGAUGAGAAGACAUUCACGAGAGUUGUGGAUGCACAUAUUAACGGUUCCCGAGGCAGUGAUAGCGAGGGGUAUUUCUCAAGCUAA